Molecule: messenger RNA, 1140 nt
Organism: Hibiscus syriacus
Lineage: Eukaryota; Viridiplantae; Streptophyta; Magnoliopsida; Malvales; Malvaceae
Product: hydroxycinnamoyltransferase-like
Exons: 2
Coding region: 16-1125 (369 amino acids)
Molecular function (GO): acyltransferase activity, transferring groups other than amino-acyl groups
Source: RefSeq, a predicted model, not a curated record
CAAGCUUUUCCCGAGAUGACAGGAGCAAGAUACAGUGACAGCACUGUUGUUGUCCCUAAAGUGUCCGUUGAAGGCAUCGCGACGGUUACUCCGACGAGGAUGACCGAUCCACGACAGACACGACGGGUGUUAACGUGGGAUCAUGUCGGUUUAGGGAUUUUCCGGAGGUGCUUCAACGUGGUCCAAUACUACAUGAAGGAAAAGAAAGAAGAUUCAGGCUGGCUAGUUGCCGGGUGGUUUAAAGAAACGCUCGGGAGAGCUUUGUCGGAACAACCGAUGAUUUGUGGUCGUCUUCAAAAAACGGAGCGAAACGAGGGAGGAUUGGAGAUCGUGUCCAAUGAUUCCGGCGUUAGGCUCAUCGAGGCGACGGUUCAGAUGAAUCUAUUGGAGUUUCUUGAUUUGAAGCCAAGGGAAGAGGCCGAAGUUCAGCUUGUGUUUUGGGAAGACAUUGAUGAGCAAAACCCACAAUUCUCUCUACUAUUUUAUGUUCAGGUGACGAAUUUCGAAUGUGGAGGAUACUCCAUUGGAAUUAGCUGCAGCAUUCUUCUGGUAGAUCUUUUGUUAAGGACAAAGUUCCUCGAGACAUGGGCAAACAUUCACAACAAAGUUGUCAACGAGAACAAUGAACGAAAACCACCAUUAUUCUACCUACCGGGACUCAAAAGCACCACCGGAUCCACCGUAAUCAGCUCAAGUACUUCAAACAACAAGCCGGGCAAAACCACGAUCUUCAAGGUCAAUUCCGAAACCCAUAAUCUGGAGAUCGAAUGGUGCAGACGAGUUGCGUUGGCCUGUGUCGAGGAAGCCGACAAGAACGAGAUUGGAACCGAAAUGCCUGUCGAGUUUCUUUUGUUUGUGAAUGAAUCGUUCGAGAGCAUCAAAGCAGAAAGCCGCUCAAAACAUGGGAUGUCGAGGGCUAACGUGGAAGUCUCUUGCGAAAACUGGGAUGGUUUAGGGGCAAACGAUGUUAGUUUCCGACGAGAGAAUAAGCCUGUUCGUGUUUCCUAUUGGUUUCGAUCGAUUUCGGGUCAUAUUGUCGUAAUUCCUUCACGGGAGGAGGAUCAGGAUGCAUGCAUGGUGAAUAUCAUCGUCACCGUUCCUAAUGAGAGGUUCUGCGAAAAAUGAUUAUAAUUUAUGUAU